This is a messenger RNA of Cylindrotheca closterium, 1227 nucleotides long. The record is from the annotation of a GenBank genome assembly. NCBI's taxonomy places the organism in Eukaryota, Bacillariophyta, Bacillariophyceae, Bacillariales, Bacillariaceae.
AUGAUCUGGAGUGUGAGAAAUAUGGCCCAUGUGGACUUUGAGGCUUUAAGAGGCACUCAAACGGUAUACAAGCCGGGAAAGAACGACUCCGAGUUCUUCAAAAGUUCGAGACAGGCUCAACUUGAUAGGAACUGGGAAAACCUAAAUGUCAAAGCUCAAGCUGACCAAGUAUUCGAAAUCCUUGGUACAGAUGUGUUGCAUGCGAACAGCAGUGCCCCGAACGGAGUGAGCAACGCACAGGCGGCUGCUCGAACGACAUCUUCACGACCGGCUUUUAGUUGCUGGUGUUGCGGAGAUACUGGCCAUGGAGUCACCUGUUGUCCCAAACGUUCCACACGCCCGCAAGCGGAAUGGAGCGACCCAGGACGAUACAGCGACGCCUCCACUACUACUACUACUACUACAAGACGAGCGGGGAGAGCCAAUCUCCAAGUCCCUGCGACUGCAUCUGCAGCGCAGUCGGAUGUCGCGUCUAGCGUCACUGGAACGCAAUCAACUGGUCAACAACAUCGAAGCAAUAUGCAACGAGCUGUUGUUGACAGGAGUGGAAAUAGCACUUCUGGUGCUACGGAUGUACCCGGUUCUUAUGUGGUACAAGGCAGGUCUGUCGAUGAUGGACAAUCUAAUGGUAGGAUUACAGGAUGGAACCUCGCACAAGUACGUGUAAGACCAAUUCUGAAGAAGAAAGCAGUCUCCACUGAAGACAGGGGAGAGUUGCUAAUGAAGAAAUGGCAAGCACAACUAGAAGCUGCCAGUACUUUCAAGGACGAUGACAGCAUGGUCAGCGAUGGAAGCUUGAACACGCAGAUUUACAAGUCGACCUCGAAGAUGGAUUCAUUGAAGCACUGUUCUCAAUGGACCAAAGACAACAAGAAACCUUUCAAAUCUAAUGGAAGUAAGCACUGGGAUAUCGAUCUUGGUGUACAUCUUGAUUCUGGAUCUACGUUCAGCCUACAAAUGAACAAAGAUUACGCCAAACCGGGCAAUGUGUCUGACCUGGAUUACAUGUUCAACUACGGUACGAACACUGGCCAACGUGACCUGCAUCAACAGGUCGAAUCAAGUAUUAUCGAAGGACACACUUGCUUGCUAGAUACUGAAGCGCAAUGUAACCUUGAUAGUUUAUCCGAGCUUGUGAAGCUUGGAUUCCGUGUCGUUAUGGACACUGACAUUGAAAACUCCUUCAUCGUUACGAAGGGGGAACAGAGAAUGAGGUAUGUGCAUUGA